AUGAAUUCCUUAGUGUGGAACGUUCGGGGUAUCGGGAACGACCGAACGUUUCAUAUUUUACGGUCCCAUGUUGUUGAGUUUCGUCCGGAUAUUGUUUUUCUGUCGGAAACGUUAUGUACUCACUCGUUUUUGGAGAUCGUUCGUGUUAAGCUCGGGUUUGUUGGUAAGUUAGUGGUGGAUAAAGUGGGUCGUAGUGGUGGUCUAUGUUUAUUUUGGGUAGCAGGUGUUGAUGUUGAUUUACUUGAAUUCUCUCGUUUCCAUAUUGAUGUAUUGAUUUCCUCUCAUGAUGGCUUGAAAUGGAGGUUCACGGGUAUCUAUGGUCAGCCCGAUCACUCUCUUCGUAAGAACUUUUGGAAGUUUUUUGGGCGGUUGGCGGAUGGGUAUAGCUGGCCUUGGUUGUGUGGUGGUGAUCUUAAUGAAAUUCUCUUCCCUUAUGAGAAAGAAGGAGGGCUUGCCAGACCUCAGCACUUCAUGGAUAACUUUCGGAAUGCCCUUGCAAAAACAAAUCUUGUCGAUUUGGGGUAUGUUGGUUCUCCCUUCACUUGGUUUAAACGUAAUGGGGACCAAGGGUUGAUUCGGGAAUGUCUAGACCGGAUGCUCUGUAACCAGCGUUGGCUUGACUUAUUCCCUAGUUCGAAGGUGACUCAUUUGGCCUUUUGGGGUUCAGAUCAUAGGCCCUUGCUCACCUCCUUUCAUCCUGAUAGUUUGCUGAGUGAUAAUCUUUGUUCGAAGCGUCGCUUCUUUUUUGAGAUGGCUUGGGCUAAAGAAGAGGGUUGUGGUGAAAUUAUCUCCCAAGAGUGGGGCUCGUCAGAGGCCCUCGAUAUGUCCGAUAUCGCUGGCCGUUUGAAUAAGGUGGCUGGGAAGUUAUCCUCCUGGAAUCAUAAUGUCUUUAAGCGUACUAAGAAGGCCAUAAAAAAUAAGAAAAUGAUGCUUUCUUCUUUGGAGAACUUUAAUAAUGAGACCUCUUGGAAAAAAUACCAAAUUGUAGAGAAGGAGUUGGAUACUUUGGUUUAUAAAGAUGAAAAAUACUAG
Humulus lupulus (European hop) is the source of this 1032-nucleotide messenger RNA. RefSeq lists its product as uncharacterized. NCBI's taxonomy places the organism in Eukaryota, Viridiplantae, Streptophyta, Magnoliopsida, Rosales, Cannabaceae. The record is from RefSeq and is a predicted model, not a curated record. Bases 1 to 1032 code for a protein of 343 amino acids. The transcript has a single exon. Gene Ontology annotation, molecular function: catalytic activity.